Messenger RNA from Lepus europaeus (European hare), 1712 nucleotides. It is a transcript of the gene GADL1, whose product is annotated as glutamate decarboxylase like 1. The record is from RefSeq and is a predicted model, not a curated record. Gene Ontology annotation, biological process: carboxylic acid metabolic process. The transcript is spliced from 15 exons. NCBI's taxonomy places the organism in Eukaryota, Metazoa, Chordata, Mammalia, Lagomorpha, Leporidae. Gene Ontology annotation, molecular function: carboxy-lyase activity; pyridoxal phosphate binding. The coding region runs from base 23 to 1588 and encodes 521 amino acids. Gene Ontology annotation, cellular component: cytoplasm.
GCUGCCCGGAGCCGGAGCGGAGAUGAGCGGCGACGCGGACCGCCGGCGCCCGGUGGACGGAGACAUUGGUCAACAAGAGAUGGCUCCAAGUAAGAAGGGUGCUGUCCUUGUGGAUGGCAUCAUACUGAAUGGCCCCACAACAGAUGCAAAAGCUGGAGAAAAAUUUGUUGAAGAGGCCUGUAGGCUGAUCAUGGAUGAGGUGGUUCGGAAGGCAACAGAUAUCAAUGAGAAGGUUUGUGAAUGGCAGUCUCCUGAACAACUGAAACAACUUCUUGAUUUGGAGAUGAGAGACACAGGCGAGCCACAGGACAGACUGUUGGAGCUCUGCCAGGAUGUCAUUCGCUACAGCGUCAAAACUAAUCACCCAAGAUUUUUCAACCAGUUGUAUGCUGGACUUGAUUAUUACUCCUUGGUGGCCCGAUUUAUAACAGAAGCAUUAAACCCAAGCGUUUAUACGUAUGAGGUGUCCCCAGUGUUUCUAUUAGUGGAAGAAGCGGUUCUGAAGAAAAUGAUUGAAUUUAUUGGCUGGAAAGAAGGGGAUGGAAUAUUUAACCCAGGUGGCUCAGUAUCCAACAUGUAUGCAAUGAACUUAGCUAGAUACAAAUAUUGCCCCGAUAUUAAGGAAAAGGGGCUCUCUGGGUUGCCAAGAUUCGUCGUUUUCACUUCUGCCGAGAGUCAUUACUCCAUGAAGAAGGCAGCCUCCUUUCUUGGGAUUGGUGCGGAGAACGUGUGCUUUGUGGAAACAGAUGGAAGAGGUAAAAUGAUACCUGCAGAACUGGAGAAGCAAGUCUGGCAAGCCAAAGAAGAGGGGGCAGCACCAUUUCUGGUCUGUGCCACCUCUGGCACAACCGUGCUGGGAGCCUUCGAUCCCCUGGAUGACAUAGCUGACGUCUGUGAGAGACACGGCCUCUGGCUUCAUGUGGAUGCUUCUUGGGGUGGCUCAGCAUUGAUGUCCAGGAAGCAUCGCAAACUCCUGCAUGGCAUCCACAGGGCUGACUCUGUGGCCUGGAACCCACACAAGAUGCUGAUGGCCGGAAUCCAGUGCUGUGCUCUCCUCGUCAAAGACCACUCUGACCUCCUUAAGAAAUGCUACUCUGCCAACGCAUCUUACCUCUUCCAGCAAGAUAAAUUCUAUGAUGUCAGCUAUGACACAGGAGACAAGUCUAUCCAGUGUAGCAGGAGACCAGAUGCAUUCAAGUUCUGGAUGACCUGGAAGGCUCUGGGUACCUUAGGCCUUGAAGAAAGAGUUAACCGUGCUCUUGCUUUAUCUAGGUACCUAGUAGAUGAGAUCAAGAAAAGAGAAGGAUUCAAGUUACUGAUGGAACCUGAAUAUGCCAACAUUUGCUUUUGGUACAUUCCACCAAGCCUCAGAGAGAUGGAAGAAGGACCGGAAUUCUGGGCAAAACUUAAUUUGGUGGCACCAGCCAUUAAGGAGAGGAUGAUGAAGAAGGGAAGUCUGAUGUUGGGCUAUCAGCCCCACCGCGGGAAGGUCAACUUCUUCCGCCAGGUGGUGAUCAGUCCUCAAGUGAGACGGGAGGACAUGGACUUCCUCCUGGAUGAGAUAGACCUGCUGGGUAGAGACAUGUAGCUGUGGCUUUUUGUCCCCCAGAGGCAAUGAUCCUGCCCUGGGGAGGGUGUCUUGGAGACACAUCAUAGAUUGCAGCUCUCCUGAUGCAAAAUAGGAAAUAUUCCCAGCCCAAACUCAGCAAAAA